Molecule: messenger RNA, 1424 nt
Organism: Harmonia axyridis
Lineage: Eukaryota; Metazoa; Arthropoda; Insecta; Coleoptera; Coccinellidae
Product: farnesyl pyrophosphate synthase 1-like
Exons: 4
Coding region: 95-1249 (384 amino acids)
Biological process (GO): trans, trans-farnesyl diphosphate biosynthetic process
Cellular component (GO): cytoplasm
Molecular function (GO): dimethylallyltranstransferase activity; (2E,6E)-farnesyl diphosphate synthase activity
Source: RefSeq, a predicted model, not a curated record
AUAAUACGCUUGGGAAAUAGGAACAAAUGAAGUUACCAUACUUAUGCGCACUUUUCAUUUCUAAGACAACUCACCAUUUUUUCUCCUGCAAAAAAUGCUGAAAAAUUCCGUUAAUAUCCUUGGUUUUGCUAAAGGUUUAAAAUAUACACGAAAUCAUAUUCUUCCAUCAAUAGGAUAUUUCUCGACAGUUCCACAGAAAAAGUUUCGUAAUCCCCACGAGAUGAAAUAUCUUCCGCAGAAGGAUUUGAACGCAUACAUGGCAUUUUUGCCUCACUUUAUCGAUGAUGUAACAUCUGAGGAGAUUUUAUUGGAUUAUCAACCAGUUAACCAAAGGAUCAGAAGAUUGCUGGAAUAUUUUUGCCCAACAGGAAAACACUUGCGCCAACAUCUAGUAAUCUACACGUACAAAGCUAUUGAGAAACACCAUGGGACCUUUAGACCUGAAAAUAUGGAAGAAGUACAUAAAUUAUGUUGGUGUUUAGAACUGUACAAUGCAGCUAACUCUAUUCUGGAUGACAUUUUAGACGAUCAUGAUAUGAGAAGGAACAUGCCUUCUUGGCAAAAGAUGGAAGGAAAGGCAGCAGUUAAUGAUAUGGUUUUGCUUUACUUAUGUGUAAAUAAAAUCAUGAAAAAAUAUUUCCACAAUCAUCCAAAUUGCUUGCAAAUGAUUGAACUACUUCAAUCAAUAACACCUCUAGUAUCCAUGGCUCUUGAAUUAGAAUGGACGAAUUUCGAUGAUUUCACCAUAGAGAAGUGUGACCAAAUUUCAGAGAUCCAAUCUUCAUUUUAUCUCUGUGUACAGCCUUUUCAACUAACUACAUUAUUAACUAACAAAGAAUUGCAAAUGCCUGAGCUAACGAAAGGAGUAUUCUAUUAUUUGGGUAUUCUUCAAGCGUUCCAGAAUGAUCUUCUCGAUAUUUAUGGGGAGGAUGAAGGUGGCAAAAGUUCUAGAGAUAUACAAGAAAACAGGGGUACCUACCUCAUUGCAGUUGCACGACAAAAAGCAAACUAUUCACAGAUGAAAAUACUGAAAAAUUGUUAUGGAAAGCAAGACCAGAAAUCUAUCGAUACAGUUAGAGGGAUAUACGAUGAACUUGAUGUUUUAGGAGAAUACUAUAAACUGGAAGAAAAGUAUUUGGAAAAAGCAUCUGAGGAAAUUCGCAAUAUUAAGGAUGAAUUCUGUCGUUCACUGAUUGAACAACUUGCUUAUUUUCAGAGUUUUGGUGUGAUUGGAGUUCCUCCCCAUUAGAUUGUAAAAAUAAAGAUAUUUUAAUUGUAGAUUAAAUUAAAGAGUAACCUCAACAUAUUGAUUAAGUCGUCCCCAUAUUUCUACUCUAACAAAAUCCUUUAUUUUAUUCUUUUCAUUGGAAAAUGUUUAUUAUUAUUGGUAUUUUAUGAUUGUGAGAAAAAUAUAAGAUUUUGAA